Molecule: messenger RNA, 939 nt
Organism: Strongyloides ratti
Lineage: Eukaryota; Metazoa; Nematoda; Chromadorea; Rhabditida; Strongyloididae
Product: Origin recognition complex, subunit 2 family-containing protein
Exons: 2
Coding region: 1-939 (312 amino acids)
Biological process (GO): DNA replication
Cellular component (GO): nuclear origin of replication recognition complex; nucleus
Molecular function (GO): DNA replication origin binding
Source: RefSeq, a predicted model, not a curated record
AUGGCUCCAGAGUUGCAGUAUCGUGAAGUAAAUGAGAAAUUAUUCUAUAAUACAAAUUUUCCAUAUAAAGAAAUAAGUGUUAUUCUUAACACAGGACCAUCUAUUUUUAGGAAUAUUGUUAUUUAUGGAAUUGGUGAUAAAAGUGAAAUUUUAGAAAAUUUAAGAGACAAUUAUCUAUCUAAAAUAAAAACCAUUUUUUUUGAGGCAAAUUCAAUACGUUUCCGUACAAGAAUGUUUCUUGAUGCAAUAAAUGAAGAAUGUAAACUAAAUAUUAUUUUUUCAAAAAAUGACUUUCUUCAAUAUGCUAACAUGAUAAAAGACGAAAUAGAUAAAAGACCAAAAACGUUUAGUUUAGCACUUUUGAUAAAUAAUUGUGACAAUGAUGAAUUAAUAUAUGAUACAGCUUUUCAUGACUGUUUGAAAAUAAUAUGUAGUAAAAAAAAGGUUUUUUUUAUUGCCACCUGUACUUAUCCAUUAUUCCCUCCUCCUGGUUCCAGUGCACGUGAAGACUUGAGAUGUUAUUUUUUAAAAUUUUCGACAUUUAAUUUAUCUGUAAAUUAUAACAACAAAGAUGAUGCCAUGGAUUUGGAUGACGAUGAUGAAGUAACUCACAAAGUUGAAUCUAUAAAAGUUGUUUAUGACAGUCUUACGUCUAAUACUAAAAAGUUAUUUGUUUUAAUGAUGCAACAAUUCAUCAAAAAUAACUUUAAAAGUAUCUUUUCUGAUGAUGUAUUUUUGUCUGCAAAAGACAGAUUUUGGGUAAAUAGUGUUUCACAAAUGCAAGAAAUGAUAACUGAAUUUCUUGACCACAAAUUUAUUGAAAAAUGUCAUGAUCUUUCGGGGAAGAUAAAAUAUAGUUUACGAAUCAAAAGAACAGUAUUGAAUGAUUUUAUGGAAUCAGAAGGAAUUGAAUUAGAAGAUGAAGAUGAUGAUGAAUGA